This is a messenger RNA of Coffea arabica (coffee), 585 nucleotides long. The record is from RefSeq and is a predicted model, not a curated record. NCBI's taxonomy places the organism in Eukaryota, Viridiplantae, Streptophyta, Magnoliopsida, Gentianales, Rubiaceae.
AUGGGUCUGCAAACCGCUGCGGAUGAAGUCCGCUGCAAAACCUUCCCCAUGUUUCUGAAGGGGAAGGCCCAGCUCUGGUUCCAGGGUCUGGCACCGGGAUCCAUCCGGAGUUUUCCCGAGCUGGCCAGACAGUUCGCCUCCCAGUUCGUCUCCUCGAAGACUUACUCGAAAAAUGCGGCUCACUUCAUGGCAAUCAAGCAGAAGCCGAACGAGUCCCAGAGGAAUUUCAUGACCCGCUUCAACACGGAGAGCUUGCAGAUCAGGGACAAGGACGAAAAGGUGGUCAUGGCCGCCUUUAUGAACGGGCUCAGGGCGGAGGAGCUAUUCUACAAACUCGUCGAGAAGCCUCCUGGAGACCUGGAGGAGCUCUUGACCAGGGCGCACGCAGCCGCUAAUGCGGAGGAGGCUGCUCGCCUGAAGAGAGAGUCAGAUCGGGAGAUCGGAAAUCGGAGAGGACGGGGAAACCCCCCCCGAGACCAAGGACGGCCGGCCCAAGAAGAAUGUUUUCGACCGACUCUCAAAGGAGAAAGCCCCCGCUCCGCCGCCGCUCCCGGAGAAAGGCUACACCCCCCUGACUCUGCCUAG